AUGCAUGUUUGUAUAACAGGUCCUACGUCAGAUAUCUUUGUUUCUGACGAAAAGACAAUUCUGAUUGUUGGAUCAUCUGGAUCAGGCAAAACAACUCUAGUUGACGGCUUGCUGAACUACAUCUCCGGUGUCAAUUUUGAAGACAAAUUUCGGUUUUCUAUGAUUGAAUUAGAAGAAAUGAGAAAAAAGGAGGUGAUCAGCCUUCCUGAUAUUGAAAUCGAGACCAUGAAAAGGCUGUGUAAACAGGCUUUGUCACAAACAGAAUGGAUUACCGUUUAUACAAUUGGCCCAUUAGAAGGAGGUCGAGUUCCUUUUCGAUUAAAUAUCAUUGACACUCCAGGCUUCGGAGAUACUAGAGGAAUAGAGCAAGAUAAUAAGAUUAUGGAGCACAUUCGUGAGUUAUUUUUAGCAAAAGCUCCUUGUGGUGUAGAUACGAUUGAUGCAGUCUGUUUUAUAGUAAAAGCUCCUGAUGCACGUCUUACUCCAAUUCAAACCUACAUAUUUUCCUCGAUUCUGUCAAUAUUUGAACAUGAUAUCGGACCAAAUAUUUGCGCACUUAUCACAUUUGCAGAUGGGAAAGACCCCAUAGUUUUACAGUCUUUAAGAAAAGCAGAUGUACCUUUUGGGGGUUGGUUUCCCUUCAACAAUUCAGCCUUGUUCGCUGAAAAUUUGAAUCUUGCUGAAUCGUCUUUUACUCCUAUGUUUUGGCAAAUGGGGAUGAGAAGUUUCGAUCGAUUUUUCGACCAUAUAAUCCACCUCAAGCCUAAAAGUUGGAAACUAACACAAGAUGUCCUGCAGAAGCGAAAAAAUUUACAAGAUCUUUUAUAUGAUAUCCAUCCUAAGAUAAAUGAAAGUCUUUUAAAAAUUGAUCAGUUAAAAAGAGAAGUUGACAUAUUCAAGGAAAACGAAGAAACUAUCAAGGCAAGUAAAAAUUUCAAAUACGAGGCCGAAGAAUCAACUAUUAUUACAGAAAGGUUACCUCCGGGGACACAUGUUACAAACUGCAUACAAUGUAAUACAACUUGUCAUUCAAACUGCGGUAUACCAGACGACGAUGAUAAGCGACGUUGCUGUGCAAUGGAUUCCAAUGGCUAUUGUACUAUUUGUUCUAAGAAAUGUUUAUGGAGUCGUCACAGAAACCAUCCAUACAAGUAUGUAGUAGUUGUAGAAAAAGUUCAAAAAAAUUAUGAAGAUGUAAAGAAAAAGUUUGAGAUGGCAUGUAAGAAAAAACUUACCGUAGAAGAAGUUAUUCAGAAACUAGGCAACGAAGUGGUGGAGCAAUUCGAACACACAAAUGAAAUGAUGAAAAGAAUGAAAGACAUUAAAAACAAGCUUCAGGAAAUUGUUUUAAGACCUGAUCCCCUUUCUGCUGUUGAUCAUAUCGAUCUUAUGAUUAGAGCAGAAGAAAUGGAGAAAAAGUACGGAUUUGAAAGACGAAUAGAAGUCCUCAAAAAGUUUAAGGAAUUUGCCUGUACAGAAGACAAAUUUGAUGAAUUACGUGCAAGCAUGCAAAGUUUUAAGGAUGAUAUAAAUAAAGUUGGAGAAAAAAAAAUCAUUCAUCGCAAAGUUAUUUCAGGUCGAGAUAAGUUUUCCAAGUUUACCGAAAAUGCCAAGUUUAUUUAA
Messenger RNA from Saccostrea echinata, 1623 nucleotides. RefSeq lists its product as uncharacterized. Gene Ontology annotation, molecular function: GTP binding. Bases 1 to 1623 code for a protein of 540 amino acids. The transcript is spliced from 3 exons. The record is from RefSeq and is a predicted model, not a curated record. NCBI's taxonomy places the organism in Eukaryota, Metazoa, Mollusca, Bivalvia, Ostreida, Ostreidae.